UCCACUUCUAUCAAGAGCCCUAGAAGAAUCUAUCCCGUGAGAUACGAACACUUUAACAUUCAACUCGUUUCCAUAUAACGAAUCUAGGCAUGGCGUCUCCUGAGCAAUCAGAGAGAAACUCUACUGGUUCGAGCAGUGUAUCCAAGAAAGUUUCGGAGAUCUGGGAGCGAAUGAACGAAGGAGUGCCAAACAAGCGAUUCAAUUUCGUCUCAAAGACCUCAACCUCUUCGCCUCCCGCUGAAAAAUCACCUAACAGCAAAUGGAAAAGCUAUCUUGGUAUUGACGCGAAGGAGAGGGACAAAGCUGUACAAAAGGAAGAUAGCGUUUCGGUUAGUAGCGAGGAGGCUAAGCGCAUUGCUGCUGCCGCUCUAGCUGCUGUGAGAAACGCAACCGCAACCGCUGCAGCUGCUUCGAGCCGUGGCAAGAUUGAGAUAAGGGAGGUCAAAGACUUUGCUGGUCAAGAAAUCGAAGUGAAGAGGUUAGUGGAAGCGGGUUCAAAGGAAGCCUCCUCAUCCUCUGCGGGGGCGACUUCAGGGGUUGAUGCGGUUCUUGAGCAGAUUAAAAAGAAACAGAAGCUGAGCGUUUUGGACAAGACGAAGAAAGACUGGGGAGAGUAUAAGGAGGAGAACAAAGGUGUUGAAGAUGAGUUAGAUAAGUACAAGAAGAGCUCUGACAAGUAUCUUGACAAAGUUUCUUUCUUGGAGAGAGCUGAUUACAGACAGUUUGAGAAAGAGAGAGAUGCUCGUUUAGCUCUUCAGUCCAAGCGAAGACUCGAUGAUGUCUAAAAUGUGAAGACUCUUCGUCCUCGGCUGUAAAUAUUCUUGUUUUCUUGAUGUAGUGGAUGAUAUCCACAUGAACUACAUCAUGCAUCUUUACAAAACCAUCCAUCGAUAGACUUUACCUUAA
This is a messenger RNA of Brassica oleracea var. oleracea, 906 nucleotides long. Its product is annotated as craniofacial development protein 1-like. The record is from RefSeq and is a predicted model, not a curated record. The transcript has 3 exons. NCBI's taxonomy places the organism in Eukaryota, Viridiplantae, Streptophyta, Magnoliopsida, Brassicales, Brassicaceae. The coding region runs from base 90 to 785 and encodes 231 amino acids.